AUGAAAAUUAUCAUGAGUAUUUAAUAUUAUCUAUUGAAUAGAGGAAAUCAAUUCAUUCUUAAUGGAGAGUAUUUGGAAGGAUAAAAGAUUAACCAGUGGAAUAUAAUAUAAAAGGGGAGAUAAAUGUAAGAAAAUUUCUUUAUUUUUUAAGUGAUGGAGGAUAUUAUAAUAAAAUAGGAAAAAAAGGAAGGUAAUUGGAUAGAAUUGCAUAAUAAUUUUAAUGAGUAUAAAUAUAUUCAAAAUGUAGAAAUAAUCAAAUAAUUGAGUCAGGAAAAUAAGAAAAUGGAAACAGAAUUGAAUAAUGGGAUUUUAAAUUUGAAGGAAAAAAAAUGUACAAUAUUGAUAUUAAUAUUAAAGUGGUGGUGGAUGAUACUCUCUCGAAGGAAAUAAGAAUGGAAUAUGGAAAGAAUUACAUAACUAUUAUUCUAAUUAUUCAAUUAGUAAUUAUGAAUAGAGACAAUGUAACCUUUCUUAUAGGUUAAUAUAAUAAUGCAAAAAAGUGUAAUUAAUGGAAAAUUCUAUUUAAAAGUGAAAAAGAAAGUCAAUAAGAAAUUAUGUAAGAUUUCCUUUUUAAUUUUUAGAAAAGGCAAUCAUAAUGAAAAUUAAAUCAAAAUUGAUGAAUAGAUAGAUUUGCAUCAAAGUAAAUGAUAUAAAUAUCUUCUAGUUAUGGAUAAGUUAUUUAUUAGGGUAUACAUAGAAAUCGGAAGAAAGAUCAAAAAUGGGAUAUUAAGAAUAGAGAUGAGGCAUCAGAGUUUGUAGCAAUGUAAAAAUUUACAAUAAAGAAUUAGUGGUGGAGGAUUAUAUGAUUCAGAAGGAAGGAAAAAUGAAUAAUGGAUAGAAUUAAAUCCUAAUUUCUCUUUUUAUUUGA
Messenger RNA from Paramecium pentaurelia, 868 nucleotides. NCBI's taxonomy places the organism in Eukaryota, Ciliophora, Oligohymenophorea, Peniculida, Parameciidae. The record is from the annotation of a GenBank genome assembly.